AUGUCCAUCGCACCGAUUAUUACAUUCAAAGCGGGUAUCUGUGACCUUGAUACGUCCAGUGAAAACCCCGUAGUGAAGCCAAAGACAACACCGGGAUAUAUCUAUCUCUAUUCAGAGGAUGAUUUGGUACAUUUCUGCUGGCGCCCUCGGUCUGUUCCUCACACGGAACCGGAGUUGGACCUGGUGAUGGUUCCAUCGGAUGGAAGCUUUUUACCCUACAAACCAGCUGGCAACGAUAAGCCCACAAACGGUCGCAUAUAUGUAUUGAAGUUUUCUUCUAGCUCCCAGCGGUAUCUCUUCUGGUUGCAGUCCAAGUCCCAACACGAGAGCGGCGAUGCUAGCUGGUUCAGCACUAGGGAUCUCAAACUUGGAGAAAUCGUCAACACCUUACUCCAGGGUGAGGAGGUAGAUGUGGAGGAUGAAAUCGCCAAUUUGCCGUCCGGUCCCACUGGCGGCGACGAUGACGAGACCAUGGAGGACGUGGAAGGCGUCGAUCACGACCCGAAUCAUAGCCGCGGGGGUAACAGCGGAGGAGCGGGGCCCGAUGCAACCGGCGGAGAUAUUAGGGAAGAAGGACAAGAGUCAAGAGAAGGCGGCGCUGAUGGCGGAAGAGCGGAAAGAGAUGGCUCUGAUCCGUCGUCGGUGGUGCAGAAUUUCUUGCAGUCUUUACAAGGAAAAUCCAGACAGUCCCAGGACCCUGAUAGACCAUUCACUACGCUACAAGAUCUCCUUUCACCAUCAGCUACUUUGCCUUUUGUUGAAUCCGCGGAUGCCAAGACUGUCGACAAUCUCCUGAGCUUUUUACCACCAACGCUUCUCCUCCUGUCACAAGAUGUAGGAGAUGUGCCUUCCGAGGAUAGCUCUGAACUUGCCAAUGCAGUCAUGGAAUCUCUGGACCUCUCGCAGAAGAAGGGCAUUCUUCGCAAAGUUUUACACUCGCCUCAGUUUACGCAGAGCCUUGCGAGUUUGACGAUGGCUAUAAGAGAUGGUGGUCUACCAAGUAUCAGCGAGGCGCUGAAAAUCCCCGUUGAGAAUGGAGGGUUUAUGCGUAGGGGAGGGGUUCCCCUGGGCGGUGGUGAUGCUGUUGAGACAUUUCUGCAAGGCGUUCGGGAUUAUGUCAAGGACUCGAAUGGCAAUGAGAUGGAGACUGAUUGA
Molecule: messenger RNA, 1155 nt
Organism: Aspergillus tanneri
Lineage: Eukaryota; Fungi; Ascomycota; Eurotiomycetes; Eurotiales; Aspergillaceae
Gene: ADRM1
Exons: 3
Coding region: 1-1155 (384 amino acids)
Biological process (GO): ubiquitin-dependent protein catabolic process
Cellular component (GO): cytoplasm; nucleus; proteasome regulatory particle, lid subcomplex
Molecular function (GO): endopeptidase activator activity; proteasome binding; ubiquitin binding
Source: RefSeq, a predicted model, not a curated record